Molecule: messenger RNA, 396 nt
Organism: Paramuricea clavata
Lineage: Eukaryota; Metazoa; Cnidaria; Anthozoa; Malacalcyonacea; Plexauridae
Source: the annotation of a GenBank genome assembly
AUGAACAUGUUGGCACCUAUGAAUAUAAAUUCAUACACCAACCAUGUGACAGCUAUUCAUGGAACUGCUGAAGUUGUUGCCAAGGCAAGCAUGAAAAGUGCAGCUGAGGAGACAAAGCAGUUUUAUGAACCAGAAGAAGAUGGUGGGCAUGAUAUUGGUAUUACUGCGGACGAGACCUGGAGACAAAGGGGAUAUUCAUCUUCCUACGGGGUCGUUACUGGCAUGUCGUUGAUUACCGAGAAAGUGCUAGACGUUGAAACCAUGUCGAAAGAAUGCUGGGAGUGUAUUACUUGGAGCAGCAAGAAAGGUUCAGAGGAAUUUGAACAUUGGUGGGAAGGUCAUCAACAAAUUUGCUCAAACCGGGGUGUCAGACAAAGAAGUGUCGCAAGAAAAUAG